Molecule: messenger RNA, 1272 nt
Organism: Drechmeria coniospora
Lineage: Eukaryota; Fungi; Ascomycota; Sordariomycetes; Hypocreales; Ophiocordycipitaceae
Exons: 3
Coding region: 1-1272 (423 amino acids)
Biological process (GO): protein import into peroxisome matrix, docking
Cellular component (GO): peroxisomal importomer complex; peroxisome; peroxisomal membrane
Molecular function (GO): protein binding
Source: RefSeq, a predicted model, not a curated record
AUGGCAUCGCCACCCAAGCCCUGGGAGCGACCCGGCCAGGCGCCCUCCGUCUCCAUCGGCGCGUCGCCUGCGCCUUCGCCUUCGGUCGCUCCCACAGCCGCGACACCAUCCUCCUCCGCCGCGCCUCCCAUCCCUGAACUUCCUGCCUCGCUCGCCUCCUCCGUCAACCAGAACGCCGCCGCCUACAGCAGGGUUGGCGUCGGUGCCUCCCCCUACGGUUCCUAUGGCGGCGCGUACUCGUCCCCUUACUCGAGCCCCUACUCUCGUCUCGGCGGCAUGGGAGGGUAUGGGGGCGGCAUGUACGGCGGCGGCAUGGGUGGUGGCAUGUACGGCGGCAUGGGAGGAUACGGCGGCGGCAUGUACGGCGGCAUGUACGGCGGCAUGGGGGGCAUGCCCGGAAACGACCCCAACAGCCUGACGAACCGCUUCAACAACAGCACGGCCGCCACCUUCCAGAUGCUCGAGGGCAUCGUCACCGCCUUUGGCGGGUUUGCCCAGAUGCUCGAGAGCACGUACAUGGCGACGCAUUCCAGCUUCUUCGCCAUGAUCUCUGUCGCCGAACAGUUUGGCAACUUGCGCGACACGCUCGGCUCCAUCCUCGGCAUCUUCACCCUCAUCCGCUGGAUUCGAACGCUCAUCGCGAAAAUCACCGGUCGCCCGCCCCCGGCCGAUGCCAUGGCCCUGACGCCCGCCGCCUUUGCCCGCUUUGAGGGCCGCACAGGUCCCGACGGCACGCCGGGACCUCCGAAAGCCAGCCGCAAGCCUCUUCUCUUCUUCGUCGCCGCCGCCUUCGGCCUUCCCUACCUCAUGUCCAAGAUCAUCCGCAGCCUCGCCGCCUCCCACGAGGAGGAGGAGAGGCGCCUCCAGCAGCUGGCCCUCGAGUCGCAGCAACCCAUCGACCCCGCCCAGCUCGAGUUCUGCCGUCUGCUCUUCGACUUCCUCCCCCAGAAGGCGAACAACGCGGAGAUGGGCAUGGAGCUGGAAGCCCGCAAGGGCGAUCUCGUCGCCGUCCUGAGCAAGAACGACCCCGCCGGCCAACCAAGCGAAUGGUGGCAGUGCCGCUCGCGAGACGGCCGCCAGGGCUAUCUUCCUUCCACCUAUCUCGAGGUGCUGAAGCGUCCAGGUCAGGAAGUCAAGGCCAUCAAAGCGCCGGCGACGGUGAGCGAGGCCAGCUACGCCAGCUCGACGACGAGCACCGUCGAGAAGCCCGAGGACGGCAAGAAGGAGUACGUCAGCGCCGAUGGCAUGCAGCGGAGUCACUUUUACUCAUGA